Messenger RNA from Guillardia theta CCMP2712, 837 nucleotides. RefSeq lists its product as hypothetical. Lineage: Eukaryota; Cryptophyceae; Pyrenomonadales; Geminigeraceae. The annotation marks the transcript as partial. The record is from RefSeq and is a predicted model, not a curated record. Gene Ontology annotation, molecular function: protein binding. The transcript is spliced from 2 exons.
AUGAACAAGAAGAAUCAGCAGAAAGAAGGGAUUGGUGUUGAACUAAGCAAGAAGUUAGAAGCGAGGAUUGAAAUUGCUAGAAAGACAGGAGAAUGCGAGAUCAUCAACUUGCCUAUCAAGGAGAUUCCUUCCGGUCUCUGGGAUUUGACAAGCAUCUCCUUGCUCUGGAUCAACAACAACCUGCUGGAAUACGUCGACCCCCUCAUCGGGACAUUCACUAAUGUUCAGGUGAUCAAGGUGAAUGGAAACAGGCUCCGAUCUCUUCCUGAAGAGAUCGGCUUGUGCGCUUCCCUCCAGCGCUUCUGGGCUCAUGACAACCGCAUCGACAAGAUCGUGGAUCUAAAUGUUGAAAACAAUCAUCUCAAGUACCUUCCAGAUGAACUCGGACAUCUCCACAACUUGAAAUAUUUUUCGAUUCGGCACAACAAUCUAGAGUUUUUGCCUGAUACAAUAGGAAACCUCACAAAAGUUGUGCAUUUCUAUGCUGACAACAACAAUCUGAAGCGGCUGCCCAAUCGUUUCGGGGAGAUGUCUUCGAUCACAGAUCUCCGCCUUCACGACAACGAACUCGACACUGUUCCUCCUUCAUUCGCAAACAUGAAGCAUGUCAAGCUUCUACUGAUGCAACAGAACAAGUUCAGACGCUUUCCCUUGUUUGCUUGCGGUAUGACAGGAGUUGAGAAAGCUGACUUCUCAAACAACAUGAUACAAACAAUCCCAUUUGAAAUCGGAGAAAUGUCAAGCAUGACCUCGCUUGAUCUCUCCAAGAACUAUGGCCUCGAAGAGUUGCCCCUGUACCUCGGGGCUAUCACCCACCUCAAGAUCCUGUCGCUGGAA